AAGGUCACGUGGCAAGGUGAAGCUCCACCCCCUCCUCCCCCUGUUACCACCGAUUCAACCGUCUCGAGCUCCUGCUCCGGUCAGUUACUACAAAAUGGCUGCAGAGGCUUCGCCGCUGACGAGCCCUUGCUAAACGCUUCAUGCUGUGAAUAGAAGCAACACACGAGAAGAGAACCAUUUGAUGGAAGAUACGAAAAAGAAAAAGCCAGAAGAAAAGAAAAAGAAAGAAGCCGCUCAGAAAAAGGCAACAGAAGAGAUAACCAAAGUGCCAGAUUCUGCCAAGCUCAACCCCACUCCUCCUCUUCCCCCUAUCAGCCACAGUGCCGCCCCGUCUGUAGCCCCAAGCAGUGGCAAUGGCAAGCGUGCUCCCUCCGGAGGUCAGCAGCAGACAACGCAGCAGCCCCAGACUCUGCUUCAGCAGCGCUACCCAUCCAGAGAGGUGCCCCCUCGCUUCCGCCAGCAGGAGCACAAGCAGCUGUUGAAGAGAGGUCAGGCUCUGCCUUCUGGAAGUCUGCUUCUCACCACCACAGGACGUCCCUACACUACUGAACCUGCUACGGCUGUAGCCAUACACUCCUGCUCCUCUAUCUCCACAGCCAGCCUUCCUACAGGUAUUUACCUCUCUGCAAAACAGCACCUACGAAUUUUAUGUUUGGACUGUGCAGGUCAGUUGACUGGCCACAAUGUUAAACUAAAGCUGUAGGGGUCGCACAUGUUUUUUGACACAGGCAUGUAUGAGGUACUUGAAUAUAGUCAACAAUCAACUGUGUAUGUAAGACAUUAGUUAAUGUACCUCAUACAAACCCUUCAAAAGGUCUGAACUAUCAGUUUAAGCUUCAAGUCCUUAUCAGGUUUUUCAAGUGCCAGUUUAAAUAUGGUAUUUGUACAAACAAGUACAUUUUUUCCACAGCAGUGUUGACACAGAGAAAUGCAGAGAUGUUUUCUCGUUUGUGAACAUAAGAAAAAUUAGUGGUACUUCAUACUCCCAAGACCCAAGGCCAGGUCCACACUGGAUGCAUAUGCUGAUCUGCUGAAUCUGGUGCAUUUGUCUUUUGACAUAGGGUUUGCCUUUGAAAAUCAUCAUCUGUACUCAACUAAAUACCAGGACUGUUCAGUAUGAAGUUGUGCACAAUAGGUCCUGCCAAUAUUUCACAAUGAAACUGAAAUAAGACUUCAGAAAACUGGACAGUGUUGUGUUUUUACUGAUGUUUAAACUUUGGUGAAAAAUAAUUUCUCACUGGCUUAGUUUGUUGUAAGAAGCCCCUCAAUUCAUUUGGUCCAAUUUUAGUUUUUUUUUAUGCACAAUCACAAUCAUCUGAAGUGCUGUCAGUAUUCACUUUUCAAUUUUGAAAUUGACUUAUUUAUUUGCACCAUUUAACACAUAAUAUUGCUCUGAAUCUGAACCCAGAGUUUAAAUGUAUUUCUUUUUUAAUUGUCAGUUGCGGUGAAUGACAACUGUUUUGGGACCUUGAGAUUCAGAGUUACUGACCUAAUGAUGAAUAAUGAUUAAAAACAUUUGCAAAUGUUUUUUUUUAAGGGCAUUAUCUCAUUUCAAGAGCUACGUCUACUCAGUUUUUUUUAGUUCUCUACCUGUUGCAGGUGCUGCUGUUAAGUUCCAUUCUGCCUCUGUCUGGCUGUGGAUUAAAAAUGGGAAUAGAUUUGUUAAAGGGUAGUGUGUGGAGAAUAAAUCCAGGCUUGAUA
Solea senegalensis (Senegalese sole) is the source of this 1701-nucleotide messenger RNA. RefSeq names its product trinucleotide repeat-containing gene 6A protein-like. The record is from RefSeq and is a predicted model, not a curated record. The transcript has 4 exons. Gene Ontology annotation, cellular component: P-body; nucleoplasm. Gene Ontology annotation, biological process: miRNA-mediated post-transcriptional gene silencing; positive regulation of nuclear-transcribed mRNA poly(A) tail shortening. Lineage: Eukaryota; Metazoa; Chordata; Actinopteri; Pleuronectiformes; Soleidae. The coding region runs from base 182 to 703 and encodes 173 amino acids.